UGUUGUGCGGUUUUUAGGUGGAAGCGUUGCGUGACGUGACUGGUGUGCUGGAGACGAAGGCGUCGUCAAGGCAGGCGAUGGUCGGCAGCCUGGUGGACAACUCGACGGAGACUUUCUGGGAGUCGGGCGACGAGGACCGCAACAAGACCAAAGUGCUCACAUUCACCUGUCCGUCGCACGCCAACCCUGCCAUCAUCUAUGUGCACAUCGACAACUGCCGCGACCUAGCGAACAAAGUAUCAAGUGUGACGUUUCUGUCCGGCUCGAAUAGUGAAGAGCUAGUGCGCCUGCGCACUCUAGAAGUCGAGUGUCGCGCUUCUGGCUGGAUCAACUGCUCUAUCAAAUUACCGCGUCAAAGUGUGCUGCGCCUGGAGCUGAAGGGGCCGGACAACUCGCUUCGCGUGCGGCAAGUGCGUGUGCUUGCGGCGGGGGAACGCACGCCGCAGUCCACCGCCAUCGCCAUACAACAACGCAACACCGAAGCUGAAACCCUCAAAGUGUUCCGUCUAAUCACUUCACAGGUGUUUGGGAAGUUGAUAGAGAGUGGUGGCCGAGUGGACAGGAACAGUGUGGUGUUGGCAGGGGACGAGGACGCGGGGGAGAGCAACGACCUGAAGGAGCACGUGGUCGGCAUUCUCUUUGCACGCAGUAAGCUCACCCACCUCCAGCGACAGGUGUGCGCACACAUAGUAGAGGCGAUCCGCCGCGAGACAGCGCUGCUGCGCGAGGAGUGGGAGACGCGGCUGUGCUCGGGGGGGCCGAGCCCGGGGGCUGGAGUGGGGCCAGGGGCGGACUCAGUGGACACCUACUGCUUCGAGAUGCUGAGCAUGGUGUUGGCCCUGAGUGGGUCGGCUGUGGGGCGUGCCCACCUGGCCUCGCAACAUGCCUUGCUCAACGAUCUGCUCUGCUUGCUGCAUACCGGAUCCGCCAGGGUUCAGAGACAGGUGACGGGGCUGCUGCGACGAAUGCUGCCGUCUGUGCCCCCCUUGGUGCUGGCCCGGCUGACGGGGGUGCCCCGCCUCCCACCCACCGACUUCACCGUCGUCGCCUCCGCCAAGGACAGUGACGGCGAACACUUUGACUGCUAUCAGUAA
Molecule: messenger RNA, 1094 nt
Organism: Nilaparvata lugens (brown planthopper)
Lineage: Eukaryota; Metazoa; Arthropoda; Insecta; Hemiptera; Delphacidae
Product: E3 ubiquitin-protein ligase MYCBP2-like
Exons: 6
Coding region: 78-1094 (338 amino acids)
Cellular component (GO): nucleus
Source: RefSeq, a predicted model, not a curated record